Messenger RNA from Closterium sp. Naga37s-1, 2064 nucleotides. NCBI's taxonomy places the organism in Eukaryota, Viridiplantae, Streptophyta, Zygnematophyceae, Desmidiales, Closteriaceae. The record is from the annotation of a GenBank genome assembly.
AUGGAAGGAUCGUCCGCGGACGACAAGACUCCGCGCGGUCGCAACGUGGCCCACGCGCGCGGGGGCAACAUGGGCGGAACGUUCCCCAUGCGCAGCCCGGGGAAGGCGGGGGCAGGCGGAGGGCAACAGCAGCACCAACACCGGGAUAAGAAAGGGCAUCAUCAUUACCACCAUUCUAAACAUGUGCGAUUCACUGCGCUGCAUUUUAAGAACCAGCUGCACACUUCAGAAGCUGCUGCCGUGGAUAACCAUCAGGUCACUCUUUCUCCUUCACUCGAUUCCCUACCCCUCCUUUCAAUCCCCCUCCUUUCCCCGUUCCCUCUCCGCUCUCCACCCAAACCACCUUCACCAGAACCUGGGCACGCUGCAGAAGCUGCUGCCGUGGAUAACCAUCGGGCUACUCGCCCUCAUCGCCUUUUCACUUGCAUUCCCUCUCCCCCGUUCUACACCCACCACCCAAACCACCUUCACCAGAACCUGGGCACGUUGCAGAAGCUGCUGCAGUGGAUUCCCAUCCGGUUACUUUCUCCUUUUUCACUCGAAUUCCUACCCCUUCUUUCAAUCCCCCCCCUUUCCCCGUUCCCCCUUCGCUCUCCACCCAAACCACCUUCACCAGAACCUGGGCACGCUGCAGAAGCUGCUGCCAUGGAUAACCAUCGGGUUACUCUCCCUCAUCGCCCUCGUCCUGCUGGGCUCUGCUCUUUUUCCAGGCUACAUCUUCAUGUCUACUUCUUCAUGUGUCCCGAGACCAUCAAGCGGUUACCAGAGCACCGUGUGAAGCUAGAGAGCGACCCCGUGCACCACGACUGGGUGUCCGCCGUCCUCCCCUUUGACUGCCUGCAAGCUCACCCAUUCUACAUCUUCAUGUGUCCAGAAACCAUCAAGCGGUUACCAGAGCACUGUGUGAAGCUCGAGAGCGACCCCGUGCAGCACGACUGGGUGUCCGCCGUCCUCCCCUUUGACUGCCUGCAAGCUCCCCAGUCCUCCCCCGUCAUCGCCCACCGAGUAGACGACGUCAAGUAUGACUUCUUCCUGUCUCUGCUGGACUUCCCAAUUUCUCCCCUUCCCUUUCCCCCCUUCUCUUCCUUCCCCCCUCCCUCCCCCUCCCCCCUUCCGCUCCCCCCUCUCCCGCACCCCCCCGCACCCCCCCACAGCUACAUCUUCAUGUGCCCAGAGACCAUCAAGCGGUUACCAGAGCACUGUGUGAAGCUCGAGAGCGACCCCGUGCAGCACGACUGGGUCUCCGCCGUCCUCCCCUUUGACUGCUUCCAAGCGCCCCAGUCCUCCCCUGUCAUCGCCCACCGGGUGGACGACGUCAAGUAUGACUUCUUUUUAUCGUUGCUGGACUUUGGAACGAGGAGACGGCCGAAUAGGAAUAUGGUUCGGCUGAUGGAGGACCGGCCGUUCCUGAAGCCGGAGCUCGCUGUGGCCAUGCAGUCGGUACUCGAAAUGCUUAUUGAGGCCAAGGCCGUUCGCCCCGACUCCCUAGUCAUUGACGCGGGGGCGGGCAUAGGGGGAGCAGCCUUUGCAGCAGCAGCUAUGGGUGUGCGCGUGUUGGCGCUCGACCCUGUGCUGGCGAACGUGCUCAAGAUGUGCGACGCGGUGCAUUUGAACCGUGUGUCGAAGCGCGUGAAACUUCACCUGGCUGCUGUCUCGGACAGCGUGAGCAACAUCACCAUUCACAAUAUCCUAUCCAAUCUUGAGCACAGUGCAGUGACAGCAGCAGUGCUUACCCUCGCAUCAAAAGAUGCCCCUGUCAUUCCCACCACAGUGGAAUCCCUCCCUAUAGACUCCCUCGUUUUACCAGACCAGCAUGUAGCUGUACUGAAGGUGACUGUACAGGGAUGGGAGCUGCAUGCAUUUAGGGGUGCUGCUGGGUUGCUCAGCCGCCCGCCAAAGGAGGCACCGUGUGUCCUUUAUGAAGAAGACAGGAUGUUGUUGCGGGCAGGGAACACGACGCCGGCUGCUGUGAGGGGGUUUCUGGCGGGGUAUGGCUAUAGUGAGUGUGACCAAGCACAUGGGCUUGUGCACUGUAGGAAAAAGGGUUCUUUGCUAGACGCAUAA